Messenger RNA from Penicilliopsis zonata CBS 506.65, 1071 nucleotides. RefSeq lists its product as hypothetical. NCBI's taxonomy places the organism in Eukaryota, Fungi, Ascomycota, Eurotiomycetes, Eurotiales, Aspergillaceae. The transcript has a single exon. Gene Ontology annotation, molecular function: oxidoreductase activity, acting on NAD(P)H. Bases 1 to 1071 code for a protein of 356 amino acids. The record is from RefSeq and is a predicted model, not a curated record.
AUGUCUUCCAACCUCGCUCUAUACAUACCCUCGCCGCACGCGCCCUUCUCCCUGGGCCACGCUGAGAUCCCCGAGCCUGGCCCGCACGAGCUGGUCAUCAAGAACACCUCGGUUGCUCUGAAUCCCCUCGACUAUAAGAUCCAGCAGAGCAGUGCGUUCCCCGUCUCGUACCCGUACAUUGCGGGCGUCAGCUUUGCAGGGACAGUCGAGAAGGUCGGAUCAGCUCUGCAGACGAAAUUCCGUCGUCUGGAUCGAGUCGCUGCCGGGCGGAUUUCCUCACACUCCGAACCAGGCGAGGGAGUCUUUCAACAGUACGUGCUGGCUCACGAAGAUGCUGUUGCCAAAUUAGAUGAAACCGUAUCUCUGGACGAUGCCAGCGCAGUCAUUCCCAGCAUCAUCUCUGUCGUCGGAGCGCUCCACGUGUGCAUGGGCUUGUCUCUCCCAGACCUAAACCAUACCCAUAACCAAAACCACGAAAAGAAGAUUCUCGUUUAUGGCGGAUCGUCGACUCUAGGCAUGCGAGCUGCAGAGUACGCCAUGCAAGCCGGGUACACGGUCGUGACGACCUCGUCGCCAGCAAACCGCGCGCAGGUCAGUCGGUUCUGUCCGCAGGCUGUUGCGAUCAUCGACCACACCAUCCCGGUGGAGGAAGCGCUCGUCAAGGCAAUAGUCUCUGAGGGUCCGUAUGAUUAUAUCUUCGACGCCAUCGGGACGCCUGCCACCACAUCCAUCGUUGCCAAAGCUGUCCUCCAGCUUAACUGCACCAGCAGUACCACCACCACCACCACGAUCUGGAGUAGCCGGCCUGGCGGUACAGAGGAUCUCCUUGGUGGAGUACAGCGACGAGGCGAGAGCUAUCCACACUUUGUUGAAGAAGACGAAGGUGUCCGACGGUGGUUGUUUGAGGAGUAUCUUCCCCUGGGGCUGACAAGCAAGACGAUCAGCGUUCCGGAUAUCGAAAAGGUCGGCGGUGGUUUGGGCAGCAUACCUGGUCUGCUCGAUCGAAUGAGAGGGGGAGGCAUCUCUGGGAAGAAGCUGGUUGUUGAUCCGUGGGAGACUGAGCAGUUUUAA